AUGGAAGACAAAGUUGUUGUAAAAUCGAGAUUCGGUAGGGUUUGCGUCUUCUGUGGGAGUAGUUCUGGGAAGAGGGAAUGUUACAGAGAAGCGGCACUCGAACUAGGGCAGGAGCUGGUGGCGAAAAGGUUGGAUCUUGUGUACGGUGGAGGAAGCAUUGGCCUCAUGGGUUUGGUGGCUAAAGCCGUUCAUGCUGGUGGCGGACAUGUUCUUGGGGUCAUACCAAGAACUUUGGUUGGCAAAGAGAAAACUGGUGUGACUGUUGGUGAGUUGAGAGUGGUGGCCGAUAUGCAUCAGAGAAAGGCUGAGAUGGCCCGCCAUUCUGAUUGCUUCAUCGCUUUGCCAGGAGGGUAUGGCACUUUAGAGGAGCUGUUGGAGGUUAUAGCAUGGGCUCAACUUGGAAUACAUGACAAGCCUGUGGGGUUACUGAAUGUUGAUGGCUACUACAACUUCCUCCUCACUUUCAUAGACAAAGCAGUAGACGAUGGUUUCAUAAAGCCAUCUCAGCGUCACAUCUUUGUAUCUGCCCCAAACGCAAAGGACCUUGUCCAAAAACUGGAGGAAUACGUGCCUGUUCAAGAUGAAGAUGUGGCCAAGUUGAACUGGGAUGUUGUAGAAACUGAACAGCCAACUUGUCCGGCCACACCACCGCCACCACCUCCACCGGUGCCGGCAAAACAACUGGGAUUCAGUGGCCUGCAGCAGGCUGAAAUUGCUUCAGUCAUUUGAAUAUAAUAUUAAUAAUGGUGAAUGGUGUCAAAGUAGUAGUAGUUAAUGUUCAUCAUAGUGUAUUUGAUGAAUAUAUAUAUAUAAGUGACAUGUUGCUCUUAAAUAUAAAUGUUGAUAUGUGAGAGAGCAAAGUAGAAGAAACAAAAGGAAUGGAACAAAAUAUUUUGGCAGUAGUAGAGGAGCAUGCAGCUUUAUUCUAUUGUGUGUGUCUGUAUAUAUAUUGAAGGCUCAGGCUUAUUGCAUGCCUGCAUUUUGUGCCUGACUUGCAGCUGUGGUUUUGUUCACAAUGCAUAUAAUAUUUCCUUUUU
Molecule: messenger RNA, 1037 nt
Organism: Erythranthe guttata (spotted monkey flower)
Lineage: Eukaryota; Viridiplantae; Streptophyta; Magnoliopsida; Lamiales; Phrymaceae
Gene: LOG5
Product: Putative lysine decarboxylase family protein
Biological process (GO): cytokinin biosynthetic process
Cellular component (GO): cytosol; nucleus
Molecular function (GO): hydrolase activity, hydrolyzing N-glycosyl compounds
Source: RefSeq, a predicted model, not a curated record